Gigantopelta aegis is the source of this 3872-nucleotide messenger RNA. Its product is annotated as ficolin-2-like. NCBI's taxonomy places the organism in Eukaryota, Metazoa, Mollusca, Gastropoda, Neomphalida, Peltospiridae. The record is from RefSeq and is a predicted model, not a curated record. The coding region runs from base 197 to 1255 and encodes 352 amino acids. The transcript has 6 exons.
CCGCACAGUUUCAGGUGUUCGAGUCUAAAACGCGGACACAACCAGAUCUGUGUUUAUUGGAAAAGUUGUACAUGGGUAAAGGACAAAUAAAUUACCUGGCGUGAAUUUGGUGCCUGAACUUCUGGUCUGUGACUAGUCUAACAAUCUGUUUGUAAUCCAAAAAGAAAGAAAUAUAUAUUUAACAAAAAGAAAGACAAUGCUUGGAUUUUAUGUACUAUUUCUUACACUGCCGUUGUCGUGGGCGUCACUUCUGCGUGAUGUGGAGCUACAACACCACGUCCUGACGACCACCCGUCAGUCGUCACUGCUGGAUUGUUCUGCGGCCUGUCUCACUGACAUGUGCUGUUUGUCUUUUAACUUCUUUCAACCCACUCUGGAGUGUCAGCUCAACUACAAAACUAAAGAUCAAAGUCCAAACGACUUCGUCCAAAAGAAGGGAUCAUUUUACAGAAACAAGGCUACCAUACCAGUGACAUUAGCUGGUGUUUGUGGCACUUACAAAUGUCUUUCCUGUGAAACAUGCCGCGUUCUUCCUGGAAGAAAUGAUUGCGUCUUACGUGAGGGUAACGUCAUAGAGGUACCUCGGUAUCGGCGAUCAGGCUCACUUUCCUCUGUGACGCACAACUGUGAUGACGUCAUGGCUAGCAAUCCGUGCACGGGCAGAUACACGCUGACAGCGCCGGAAGUGACCAAUGUGACUGUGUUUUGUGAUAUGGCAACCCUUUCUGGUGGUUGGCUGGUGUUUCAGAAAAGAAUGGACGGAUCUGAAGAGUUCUACAGAACUUGGAAUGAAUACAAAAAUGGGUUUGGUGACGUAAACAGAGAAUUCUGGCUUGGAAACGAGAUAAUCCACCAGAUAACGAGUCGGACGGUUUACGAACUGCGGAUUGAGUUGGAGGAUUUUGAAGGCAACUCGCGCUAUGCGAUAUACUCUACGUUUUCAUUGGGUAGCGAGGCGGAGAACUACACUCUUCACAUUGGCUCUUACAGCGGAGAUGCAGGCAAUGCGCUGGGCUCUUUCAACGGCGUGCCAUUCAGUACAAAAGAUAUGGAUUUGGAUUCGUACAAAUACAGCUGUGCCAAGAGGUUUCAUGGAGCGUGGUGGUACAUCGCGUGUCACUCGUCCAACCUAAACGGCUGGUAUCUCAGAGGACCUACUAAGAUAUAUGCCACGGGAGUUGUAUGGAGUCCGUGGAAAGGUCAAUAUUAUUCGCUGAAGAGAAGUGAAAUGAAAAUAAGACCUGUCCUGGUUUGACCGUCUUUCUUUGGUGGAUUUCAUGAAGACGUUUGUGAUAUUUAUGACCAAUGAAAAUACCCGUUUUAGCUUGAUAGUCUUUCCUUGGUACAUGUCAAGAAGACUUUUGCAUAUUUAUGUCAGAUGAAAAUAAGACCCAGCCGUGUUUGGGCGUCUUUUAUUGGUUGAUUGCAUGAACAUGUUUGUGAUAUUUAUGACAAAAGAAAAUAAGACCCGUCCUUUCUUGACAAGUGUUUUAUUGGUGUAGUUCUUGAAGACUUUUCAGGUCGUAUACUGGAAGGAAUUGUGGUUUAACCGGUUUUGACAUAUGAAGAGUAUUUCCUUGAAAAUUAUUCAAAAGUGUCUAAUUUAGAAAACAGUUUAUUGGCGAAAUAACUAAAUUUUAUAGCCACUUUGUAUGAAAAUUAGCAAAUUGUUAAUUAGGCAUUGAAUAUGGUGAGCCCUGCGCUUGUGACUUCCAACACCGAAAAGAAUACAGUUGUAUCUGGUCAUUGCGUAUUGCGACAACCUCCAUUUACGAACACGAUGCAACUUUAAAAAACCAGCAACAUUAUGUUUUGAUUGACAAUUAAUUUUCUAGAAAACCUCUUCAAAGUCGCCGGAGUUUCUGUGAUACGUAUCCGUUUUGCUUUUUAUAUAACAACAAGUAUUUUACAUCUACUAAAUACACCGGGAUAACAAACAAGAAGUUGAUCUGUCCACAAUGACAAAUUAAGAAAAAUAUUUUUUAGUAAUGUGAAAUGCAAAUUUAAGAAUGCUGUAGCAAAUAACAUUAUACUGAUGGAAAGUUAAAAUGUUAAAGUUUGUUUUGAUUAACGACACCACUAGUGCUAUCAUACAUCUGACAAUUCUGACUAGUAGUCAACAGAGGAAACCCGAUAUAUUUUUCCUAACGCAGCAAGGGAUCUUUUAUAUGCACUUUCCCACAGUCAGGAAAGCACAUACCACAGCCUUUGUUUUUUAAACGACUUAGAGAAUUUUUGCAGCCAACACGGCAGCUGGACUAGACAUGAUUGCAGCUAUGUUUAAUCAAGAAUAUAAUGUUUAUUUAAAGUUGUUUAUAUUACUAUAUGCGGAUGAUAUUAUUUUACUGGUUGAAUCCGCGGAUACUUUACAACAUGAACUUUGUAUCUUUUCACAUUAUUGUCGUUCAUGGAGACUUAAUGUGAAUACUAACAAAACUAAAAUAAUUAUUUUUAGUAAAGGGAGAAAAACCUCGUAACUACAUAUUUAAAUUCGAUGAAGAUAUUAUUGAAAUGGUUGAUGACUAAGUAUUUGGGAAUUAACUUCACAUGAAAUGGAUUAUUCAGUUGCAAUGUUAAGCAAUUCUACAACAGAGCAAUGCAAACUGUGUAUAAUAUGAUAACUAAAAGCCGCAACAAUAAUCUCUCUAUCACCUGUUCUUGAUUUAUAUGACAAAAUUGUACAAACAGUUUUAUUAUAAGGUUGUCAAAUCUGGGUUUUACAAAUGUACAGUUAGUACAAAGUCUUCUCUUGCACAUGCGUAAAUAUUUAUUGAAUGUUAAUAAAUAUAAACUCCGGGGUUUAUGGUUUAUGGCGAAUUAGGACGGUAUCCCCUUUGUAACAGUUAGAAUGGUUACUUUUAGGAGGAAUUUGAUAUGUACAAAUGCACAUAAGAUAUCAGCACGGUUGUAUUAUUUAAUGUAUACUAUUGAUUCGCUAUGGAAUAAAUGUGUCACAAAUAUUCUACAUGAAUGUGGUUUAAUAUAUGUUUGGACAUUUCACAAGUUUAUUGAUCUUAAAUCGUUACGUGCAUCGGUAUUUCAGGUAUUACAUAAACAAAAUUUAAUGUUUUGUUUAAUGGAAAAAUUAAAUUCAAAUGUCUCCUAAGGGUAUUAAUUAAAAAUGUUUUAAAAGUAUUAAAUUUGGAAAUAUAUCGUACUAAGCUGUCCCAAAAGAAUGCAAAUGUAAUUUGCAAAUUUAGAACAUGUAAUAUAAAACGUCCAAUCGAAACAGGAAAAUACUAUAAUAUUCUCGUCAUGUCAUAUAUGUAAUCUUAAUGAGAUUGGAGACGAAUUUCGUUAAAUGUUUAAAUGUACAGAUUCUAUAUUACUAAAAGUGAGAAAAAUAUACCUGAGUAAUAUAGGGAACGUAUAUGUUAACAUUAAAAGUAUAUUUGUUUUAAUGAAAUAAUGUCAGUCAGUAAAAAACAUAUAUAUAAACUCUGUGUGUGUGUGCGUGCAUGCGUACGUACGUGCGUGUAUUGCAUUCUUCUCUACACUGUAAGCUUGCCGUUUAUGAGAAUAAAGGUCUUUGUCAUUGACAUUGUAUUCCUACCUAGUUGUCUUUGUUUGAAUAUGUACCAAUACAUUUGAUAAUCUACGUUUUGUAGCUUGUAUUAUAAUUAUGCUGUUCACUACUAUUUUUACAACCAAACAAAAUAAUUAAAAAUACUUAGGGCUGCAUACACUGUUCACUAAUACUUAUCGUCAUGGCUAUUACUGUAACCAUGCAUCCACUGUUCACUAAUACUUAUCGUCAUGGCUAUUACUGUAACCAUGCAUAUACUGUUCACUAAUACUUAUCGUCAUGGCUAUUACUGUAAUCAUGCAUCCACUGUUCACUAAUACUUAUCGUCAUGGCUAUUACUGUAAUC